AUGGAGGGAUCAUCUUCAAUUCAGUCGCUCCCAGAUGAACUGGUCGAAAAGAUUGGGGAUCUGAUAGGAAUGGCAGAUAUGAAAUCCCUUCGACUUACCUGUCGUGCGAUGGGCGCUCUCUUUCAACCCGCUGUUCUGAGGCGCAUAGUCAUCAAAAUUCACGGCGGCAAUCUACAGAGAAGCAUUCCGAAGUUGCAAUCGCUCUCUGAAUCGCCCAGCUCUCCGUCGAAGGAGCUCAUACGCGAACUCCAAAUCGACGACCUUAUCCCAAUGGACGACUAUGAAGGAAGAGGACACUUCUUGAAGCAGUAUGCCGGGCAGGUAACAGAUGUUUCGGAACCUGAGGCAGAAGAGGGAACUGGCAAGGAGGCUGAGGAGGUCAUCAAAGACUGCCUACCAAUCGUGAUUACAUCCCUUCUUGGAUUGAACAAGCUCGUAUGGAGAAUAAGCGCGGAAACGCCCAUGUGGGCCCUCGACAUUGUCGCCCACGCGAUCCACCAGUUUGGUCACAGGCUUACCAGCUUUGACCUAGAAAUAGGCGUAUGGGAAGAUUUCACACCGGAGCUCGCGGGCUUUCUCAGAGGACAAGACUGGAAAUUUCCAAACCUCCAGCAUCUCACUAUCAGGGCUGGAGGACUAUUGACAUAUCCCGCCGAACCGUCUAUCGUGCCGUGGGUCUUGGAAACACUGAAGUCCUCCAGCUCCACUUUGGCCUCACUGGACAUCGACAUGCCUUGUCAGUACCUUGGUCUGCAUGAUUUGGCACCUUGUGUUGGACCAAGCCUCACGGACAUCACCUUGACGUCGAUAGGGACCACUUUAGUACCCACAGAAUGUCGUCUCCCAUCCAAUUUCCGAAACCUCGUGUCGUUAGACCUAUCCGGCCGCCACAACUGCAGGGACGUAUCCGGUACGAGAGGCAGUGUCUGGACGGCACUCCAGAACGCGCAUGUAUGGUUCAGAAAACUCCACGUCCACGGAGUAACUGAACCCCUGCUUGCCUACCUGUCUGCUCACCCUGGGCCGCUCGAGGACUUGGCUCUGCUCAACUCCGACACGUCUGGGGAAGAACAAUCCAAUGAGUUUGCAAGGACUAUCUUUACCUCCAUCCUACCAAAGCACAAAGCUGAUCUCAAACAUCUCCUCCUCGACACCAAUCGACAAUGUGAGUGGUGUAUCACCGAGCAAACUCUCUCCGAACACCUCCAGGGAUUCGUUCGCCUUGAAUAUUUGUUGAUCUCCGUGGCUGGUGAAACCGUCCUGGCUCCUACAUCAGCGGAUGGAUCGGAAAAGAUCAUACCGGAAUUUAUUGGAAGUCUCUUGAACUCCUGUGCCAGAGGCCAGUUCCCAAGUCUGGAAUGUCUCAAGCUCACUGAUGCUAUACCAGAGGAUUGCCUUGGGGUUCGGAAUACUACUCGUCGGCAGAAGAAGAAAGAAAGAAUCAUGGUCGCAAUUCGGCAGGCCGUCCAGGACUAUGCCUACGCGCUGGGGGAAGGUGGUGUGGAAUACGUCAAGCCUUCGCUUCCUGCAGAAGUAGAAGUAUUUGUGACAAGUUCUCCCGUCAAGUGGACUUUGACUUGUCGUGACGGAGACCCGCACCGACCUUCGAGUAUCAAAGUAUGGUCUUACAAGCCAAGAAGGACAGCUUACUAG
Molecule: messenger RNA, 1653 nt
Organism: Coprinopsis cinerea okayama7#130
Lineage: Eukaryota; Fungi; Basidiomycota; Agaricomycetes; Agaricales; Psathyrellaceae
Exons: 4
Coding region: 1-1653 (550 amino acids)
Molecular function (GO): protein binding
Source: RefSeq, a predicted model, not a curated record